This is a messenger RNA of Tilletiopsis washingtonensis, 2874 nucleotides long. RefSeq lists its product as hypothetical. Bases 291 to 2798 code for a protein of 835 amino acids. The record is from RefSeq and is a predicted model, not a curated record. The transcript has 3 exons. Lineage: Eukaryota; Fungi; Basidiomycota; Exobasidiomycetes; Entylomatales.
CCGCCGGCUGGCGCAGAUGCAGGUGCUCUGCUGCUGCGCUGCUGCUGCGCUGCUGCUGCGCUGUGCCCGCCGGCCGCUGACGCGAAUCUCCAGCGCUCCACCUUGCGCUGCCCAUUUUGCGUUUGGCGCAGCUGCGCCCAACUUCUCCCUGUCUAUGUCUCCUCUCCACGUCCUGCAUCUCCUUCUCUCUUGCAUCUGGAUCCCACCCUCUCGCCUCAGUCGCACAGCCUCCUGCACACAGCCACGACACCGCACAUCGCACUCUCACUACAGGCUUGCAGCGCCAGGACAUGGCUCUCCCUCUGGCGCGGCCCACCAUGCUUCCCUCCUCGCCUCCGGCGCACGGCGUAGCGAAGGCCACACCCAUUCCUGCCUCGUCUGCCGCCGCUUCCUCUCACGGCAACAGCAGCGGCGGCGGCGGCGGCGGCGGCGGCGGAGGAGGCUUCGGACGCCUGGCACGUUCCCUCUCUCUGCGCGCUCGCAAGACACCGGCAGAGCGGGCGGCGGAGAAGGAGAAGGAGCGCGCUGCUGCUGCUGCUGCGGCGGCGGCGAGCACUGCGAGUACUGGUGGCUCGAGCAGCACAGCGGCAGGAAGCGGCAGCAGCGGCAGCAGCGGCAGCGGCAGCGUCGCCAGCAGGCUCGAGACUCGACGACCGCGUCUGGACACUCGCCGUCCCAGCACGAGCGGCGAGCUUCGCUCCGUCGCCGCUCCUGCAGCUGUCUCGAAUGCCUCGCCGACGACCACGCCGCCAGUGACGACGGCGGGCAACAGCUCGUACGUCGCGUGGGGCCGCACGCCUCGCGUCGAGUUCGAGCACGUCACUGCCACAACGUCACGCUCGUCAACUGAGGAGCGCAAGGCGCGAGAGGCACGAGAGGCACGCGCCGGCGUGGUGGAGCUGCGAGAUGCUCCUGUGAGCAGGGGCAGCUGGGAACGAGAGCGAGAGGAGAAGAAGGAGAAGCGCCGCUCGAGGAGCGCCAGUGCCAGUGCUGGGGCAGGCACCAACGCCAUGCAAGGGAGUACAUCGCUCGUCAAGAAGCUCUCCAUUCGGCGCAACAAUGCCGCUGCGACUGCGUCCAGCGCGAGCAGCACGACGAAGAACGACGCGAGCAUAGCCAAGGCACGUCCGACUACUCCUCGCCGGCACAGUCGAGGCGAAGCAGCGCGCACGCUGGUGCGCACAGAUGAGGAACUCGCCUUGCUGCCUCGACGCUCCUUCGACUCGCUUUACUCCUCCUACAACGAGAAGAGCGGCAUCGAGCCUUCAUCUCCAGAGCGCACUCGAGCAUCAGAAGCCGUGCCUUCGACGCCCUCUCGCCACGCACGCACCAACAGUGGCCGCGCGCUGAUCUCCUCUACGCCUCGCGCAAAGCCUGCGCGCGAAGGAAGCGCCUUGCCGCGCGCCGAUGCGUUUCCGGGCGGCUAUUGGCCCCCUCCGCCGUAUGCUGCGGGCGGGAAAGGAGAGGAGGAGAAUGGGGAAGUGUGGGACGAGGAAGCGCGAGAGAGGAGAGAGGGGCUCAGAGGCAAGGCACCGCCUUAUUGGGUGGUCAAACGAGGGUGGAGGAAGGGGAUCUACGACACGAAGCAAGAGGCGGAGGAACAGGUCAAGAAUUUCCCUGGCCCGCUCAUGCGCUGCUUCGACGAUGCCGACGAGGCUGUCCUCUUCCUCUGCGCCAAGACAGCACAGCCCAAGCCGGCCCUGCUGCGUUCCGAGUCCUCUGACUCGCUCCGUCCCACGCCGACCAUCUCCACCUCUACGUCCUCCAACGGAGCGUCGGGCCUCUCGCGCUCGCGCUCUCUCGCUUCGCCCAUCUCUGCGUCCGAGACGAGGAUUCGCGGCCCGCUGGCAGGGGUCAGAGAGACGGAGAGUCGAUAUCUGAGUAGCCUGAGUCCUAUUUGGGAUGCUACGCCGUCCGGCUCGCCUACUAUGACGCGCGAUUGGAAGCCCUUCGAGGCAGUGGCGGCGAGUCCGGUGCAGCAGAGAGAGGCCGAGGAGCUGGCAAGCUCGACUGCACCAAACCUGUCGGGCGCGCAAGAAGGUCCCUUCGCGGACCAGCCGAUGUCGGCGGACGUCGCUUCGCCCGAGCCGAUCACGCCUACAUCUGCAACAUCGACGCACUCGCAGCGCAAAACUCCAGUGCUGCCCAUGCGCGGCAGCAGUGUGCUCGUCUCUACGCCGUCCGACGAGGUCUCUCCACUCGGCGGCGCGCCCGCUGCCGCACCAUCUCGGCCGUCGAUCAGCGAACGCACGCCCUCCUUAACGCGCGCAGCCUCGCUCGGCCAAGAAGCGUUCUCUCCUCAAAUCCGGCCACUCUCUCCCUCCAAUCCGUUCCGGCGAUCGCCCACGCCUGGCAGUAACGGCAUGGUGCGCCUUGGCUCAACGGACGGGAUGCCGCCCAUCACUCUCGAGCCGCCUUCUUCGCCCCUUACUCUUGGCGAGGUCGCUGCGCCACACAGCGCAGGCGCAACAAGCGUGCUCUUCGUGCCUGACCUCGCCGUAGCUCAGCAGUUCUAUGCGCCGCUGCUGCGCGCGGCGGUGCUGAGCGCCUCGCACGCACAUGUCCUGCUGCAACCGCAAGACUGCGACGCGCGUCUCAUGUUGCGCACCGCCUCUGCACCGACGAGCGCGGGCACUGCACUCCUAGAGAUGCCCAGCGAGACGCUGCUGAGCCUUGUUGCGCAUCUGCGCCAGACGACGGGUGGAGAGGUCGUCCUGGCAGACACUGCAUGGGGCACACAAGAAGCACGUCUCACAUCUCCCGACUCCUCAGUCCUGCUCCUCUCCACGCCUCUCUAGUUCUCCUUUCUCCUCACACAUCGCUUCUCCACAACUGCCGCGUCGCAUCGCUAAUGACAAGUGACGUAUUACGCUC